AUGGCGACAUAUACAUCCAAGAAUAUCCUCAUUACUGGUGCUGCUGGAUUUAUUGCAUCUCAUGUUGCAAAUAGGCUCAUCAGAAACUAUCCUGACUACAAGAUUGUUGUCCUAGACAAGUUUGAUUACUGUUCUAACCUUAAGAACCUCCUUCCUUCCAAUACUUCCCCUAACUUCAAGUUUGUUAAGGGGGACAUCAGUAGUGAUGAUCUUGUCAACUGCCUUCUCAUUACUGAGAACAUUGACACUAUAUUGCACUUUGCUGCUCAGACCCAUGUUGAUAAUUCUUUUGGUAACAGUUUUGAGUUCACCAAGAACAACAUAUACGGCACCCAUGUUCUACUAGAGGCCUGCAAAGUUACUGGACAAAUCAAAAGAUUUAUUCACGUAAGCACGGAUGAGGUCUAUGGAGAGACUGACGAGGAUGCAGUUGUAGGAAAUCAUGAGGCAUCGCAACUUCUGCCAACAAACCCAUAUUCAGCUACAAAACUAGGGCAGAAAUGCUUGUUAUGGCUUAUGCCUCUUCCUAUUCAUGGGGAUGGUUCUAAUGUGCGAAGUUAUCUCUAUUGUGAGGAUGUUGCUGAGGCAUUUGAAUGCGUUCUUCACAAGGGAGAAGUUGGUCAUGUUUACAACAUUGGAACGACGAAGGAGAGAAGAGUGAUUGAUGUCGCCAAAGAUAUAUGCAAUUUAUUUAACAUGGAUCCAGACAAAAGCAUUCAUUUUGUGGAUAACAGUCCAUUCAAUGAUCAGAGAUACUUCCUUGAUGAUCAGAAGCUGAAGAAUUUGGGUUGGAUUGAGAGGACUACAUAG
Molecule: messenger RNA, 810 nt
Organism: Fraxinus pennsylvanica
Lineage: Eukaryota; Viridiplantae; Streptophyta; Magnoliopsida; Lamiales; Oleaceae
Source: the annotation of a GenBank genome assembly